CAGAGGUUGCAACCCACAUUACCAUAUCAUAAUUAUCCGCUUGUAUAUAAGCAGUCACUGCUUCUUGUCAUUAUUCGAAGAGGAGUCCCAAGUUCAUCAGCAAUCAAGAGACAUGACGAUGAUGUUGCGGGUGACGUUGAUGGUGAUAGUGAUGCUUCAGGGGACGCUGUCCCUAGAGCAGGAGUAUAAAGACUUGCUUCUCAGGCUCCACAACGACGCAAGGGCAGACGAAGGAGGCUCCGACAUGAAUCAGUUGGUAUGGGACGACCAGCUUGAGAAAGAAGCAGGUGCCUGGGCAAACGGCUGUGUGUUUGAACAUCAGAUGAAAGGACGUGGAGAGAACCUCGCCUUUAAUACCAAUAAGAACCCCGAGACAGAACUAACAGAAAUCGCCUUUAAAGCUUGGUUUGAUGAAAAGAACAUCUACACGUACGGGCAAUAUUCGUGUGGGUCAAGUUGCCAUUACACACAGCUGGUAUGGGCUACGACAAGGCGGGUUGGUUGUGCUAUGAAGAGGUGCAACUAUCUGUCCGGGGGUGCCUCCAACGCCUGGUAUUUGGUGUGUUUCUACGACCCCGCAGGAAACAAGAUGGGCCAGAAGCCCUAUCAACGUGGAGGCUCGUGUAGCAAAUGUAGGGACGACCAGUCGUGCAGCAACCGUCUAUGUGCAGGUGGGGCUGACCCGUGUGAGGACCUGGACGCCAACUGCGACGUGUGGGCCAACUCCAUGCAACAGUGCACACAGAACAAAGAAUUCAUGAAAGAGAAAUGUUCUCUCUCAUGUAAAUUCUGCAAAGCUGGAGGAAAGCCAGCAAAGGGUAACUCUAAGCAGAAACCAUCAGGUGGGGACUGUGCUGACUCCGACAGAAGAUGUCCCUCCUGGGCAAAUAGCGGCUAUUGUACCACAAGACCCCGUUACAUGGAGCCCAGGUGUAAAAAGUCUUGCAACGUCUGUGGGGGAGGUACGUCCAAUGGAGGUAAGAAAGAAAAGGUCACUACAGUAAAGAAGCCGAAGACGAAACAAUGUCGUGACAAGGUCCGGUCAUGCAAACGAUGGGCUAGUCAAAAUCAGUGUGCAAGAAAUCCCGCAUACAUGAAGGUCAAAUGUCCCAAAUCCUGCAAUACUUGCUAUGAUGAAACCACGUGUUAUGACAGUCACGGUAACUGCCGCUCGUGGGCAGAAUACGGUGAAUGUGAUCGAAACCCGGGCUGGAUGUACAAAUACUGUCAGAGAUCGUGCGGACAGUGUGCAGAUACUUCGUCUGGGGACAGUGAAGACUGUGUAGACUAUUACGACAGUUGCCCAUCGUGGGCGGACAGAGGAGAAUGUGUAAACAAUGGAGAAUGGAUGAGAAUGCAUUGUCGCAAAUCGUGUGAAUGUAGGGGUACGUGUGAAGUGCAUAAAAGGUAGCCAUCGAGCACUCAUUUCAAACGCUGCUCAAUACCCAAUCGGGUUUACGUUAUCGUGGUAUUUUCAGCGUCACCGGGAUUUUCUACACACUCAUCACAGACACUCAGUAAUAAGUUAAUCUUGUGUAUUGUAGAGAAAGGGAAUUCCUUUGUGACGUAACUUGGUCACGUGUUACAUUAGAGCUCCAGCCUUUGGGUAUCACUCGAUGGCCUCCUUUAAGGUGACGAUGGCUGGAGGAAAUAAUGAGUGGGUUGGCAUGGGUGUUUCUGGCAGUGGUCCCCCUAGCAGGGAAUCUGGUGGCGGUAGAUUGUUGUUUUAUUUCUUGGCAUUUCUGUUGUUUGUGAGGUUAUAGUUUGUUCAUCCUUCCUGUAAAGCACAGUGAUGAUCAGUGGAAACAAAUUGGAAAUUGGCCGGAAAUGUUGAACCAAGCAAUUGCUAUUUCAGCACUUUCGAUACACAUUACCUGAGUUAUAUUAUUAAGUCGCUACAGUAAAUAGUUGUUGUGUGAACAGGGUAUGUUAGAGAGGUUUUUGUGAAAUAUGUCAAGCAAAACAAAAAUAUUCAGUUGAACAUCAGAUGAAAUAUCAAUUAUUUCCUUCGUGAAUGAUUUGAUCUAUUUGAUGAUCUAUACAAAUUCUAAUCAAUUGUCAGUGAUAUAAUGUUGGGUCUAUCUUUUAUGGAGGGUGAAAUUUCAAUGCAUUGGCUUUUCUGGCCCUUCUGUCGAUUGUUAGGUCCAGCAUAUGGUUGUUAAAGGGCAAGCAAACGGAACAUAGCAUCUUUGCAGAUUUUAAUAUUCUAGGUCAUGCUUAAUCGUAAAUGCCUGAUCAAAAUCAAAUUUUACAAACAGAAAUAGCGUAAAAUGGACAAUAAAAAUGAUAUUCUAAAUCGUUACCCAAACGAAAAUAUCCGCCACUGGUUACCAUUGUUUGUCGCGCUGCGCAAUUUCAACGAUCACAGCUGCGCAUUUUCCGCGAUUGUUGGAUCACCAAAUUCAGGUGAUGCCAUUUUCGUGUUGUCAUAUCCAUGUGACGGUUAUUGAGCCACCAAGUUCAUAUGACGCGAUUGUUGGAUCACAAUAUGUCGCAAGUGUUGGAUCAUCAUAUUCAUCUGUCGCCUUUGCUGGAUUGCAAUUUGCAUAUAACGCUAACUGUAGCUCAUCAUACUCAUAUGACGCGAUAUGUUUUAAUCAUCAAUUGUAUAUCGCGCGAUUAGCAUAUUAGUAUGUCCAUAUGACGCGAUUUUCGAAUGACGACGUAAUUGUUAGAUAAUCGUUUUAUUCAAAUGAAGCCAUACAUCAUCUUCAUCGCAGUCACUGAAUGAAUCAUUCGAUCAUCAUAAACACGAAACACUCUGUCGUAUCAUCAUCAUAUCACUAUGAAACAGGUGCCCGACCAGGAAUUUGUCUCAACUGUUUUCUAUCCCUCCAGAUAAGCACAGUUUUAGCCACAAGAACGUUCUGCAUUAAAGUAUAUAUAGUCUUCGCAAUAGCAUUACGCUUCACUGUUUUCCUGUUUCCAUAAUUCAGAAACACAUUUCUUCUUUCAUAAUAUUUUCAGCUUAUUUGAUAUCAUUUCACUGUUUUGAAAUGUCAAGACAUAUUUAAGUUUAGUUAUAAUUAAAACAUGUCAUGUUUCUUUGUUUAUUAUGUUAAAGGUAAGAUUAUUAAUUUUAUUUUCUGAAUGAUUAUGUUUUUGUUUCAGCAUUUUCAAAUAUUUAAGAUUUUGUACAAGCCCCAUCAAAUUAAAGCCUAAUUUGUAAGGGUAAAGAUGGGCAAAAUUCAAUUUACUCUAUGGUAUUGUGAGUGAAUUUGGUUUAACGCUGCUGUGAAAAAUAUGUCCGUUCAUUCAAGGCGUGUCAUCUAUGUCACGAAAGUCCAAACGUUUCGAACGCAACUCUGCACUGCGCAUUCCGGCAAUUUCAAACACUGAGCAACUCAUGUCCCUUUAAGGCAAUGACGUGGUGGGAUUAAAUGGGGUUUAACGAUUAUCCCCUUAACGCCGAGCGACAGGCAGUGUAACAUCAAGGAACCGUCUGUUGACGUAUUUUGGUAUGAUGUGGCAGGCGUCUUUUUCUUUUGUUAUCUUAUGUAUCUGUUAUCUUAUGUAGGCCAUCAUUUAAUGGAUCCACGUGGGGAUUCCGGGUUAGAAUAGGUCACCAGCAACCUAUGCUUGUGGUAUGACGUAGUCAGGCUCGGUGACGUGAUUGACAGCGUGUCAUAGUAACCCGACGGCGUGGUUCUUUGCUCACAAUAUCGAUCACUGGAUUAUCUGGUCUAUUAUUUACAGGACGCUGUCAUAUAGCUGGAUUAUUGCUGAGUGCGGCGUUAAAUCACAAACAAACAAACAUGUAAUGGUCUUAAAAUUUAGUUGAUCCAUAACACUCGUUGUUGGAUGUUGCAUUAUAAGGUUGAACUUAACCAAUCAAGCAUUCAUUCAACUUACUGUCAAAACUCAUAGUCUACCUUGUGUGCUUCAUGGCUCUCUGUGGCAGACGGCAUAAGUUGACAAAUCACCCCACAAUGCAUUGAGACUGUACUUGCCCGGUAUAUGAGCCAUUACUGGUUCUGUAACAGCAAGUAUUGACACACUUGCUGUUUGUUUGUUGUUUAACGCCGCACUCAGCAAUAUUCCAGCUAUAUGACGGCGGUCUGUAAAUAAUCGAGUCUGGACCAGACAAUCCAGUGA
Messenger RNA from Haliotis rufescens (red abalone), 4095 nucleotides. RefSeq names its product cysteine-rich secretory protein 2-like. NCBI's taxonomy places the organism in Eukaryota, Metazoa, Mollusca, Gastropoda, Lepetellida, Haliotidae. The coding region runs from base 113 to 1411 and encodes 432 amino acids. The record is from RefSeq and is a predicted model, not a curated record. The transcript is spliced from 14 exons.